CGUUCCAGAUUCAGGCGCGCUCAGUCGCACCCUUUUCAUAGUGUUACUAGGUCAUAAAGCCGGUAUUUGUACAUCUUUUCUGCGUUUUUGUGUACGAAACGGUUUCGAUCUCUAAUUUCUAACGUUAAAAACUAUCAAAAUGGGAUCAGGAGCAGUGGAAGGAGGCAUGAAGUGUGUCAAAUACUUGCUAUUUGGUUUUAAUUUGCUAUUUUUCCUGUCGGGCAUAGCGUUGAUUGUCAUCGGAGCUCUGGUUCACGUCAAGUACAACCAGUACUCGGCCGCCGCCCAGGUUGACUUUGUCGCUCUCGCGUAUCUCUUCAUCGCCGUGGGAUGCAUCGUGUUCGUGAUCACGUUCUUCGCUUGCUGCGGAGCCAUCAAGGAGAACAACUGCAUGUCAUUUGAGUGCUGCGGAGCGGUCAACUACACCGACUGGGCGAUGAACUCGUUCUACAAGGACAACACUGAUGUUCCGGACAGCUGCUGUAAACCCGUGGCGGAUGCGGAAGGUUACCUUGACGGAUGCGGCAAGGGACAGCGCGCCAACGCGACCAACAUCUACACCAUCGGUUGCGCGGACGGCAUGCAGAACUGGUUUGUCGAUAACAUUGUUCUCAUCGGCGGGAUCGGCAUAGGCAUUGCCUUCAUACAG
Messenger RNA from Priapulus caudatus, 649 nucleotides. RefSeq names its product CD63 antigen-like. Gene Ontology annotation, cellular component: membrane. The record is from RefSeq and is a predicted model, not a curated record. Lineage: Eukaryota; Metazoa; Priapulida; Priapulimorpha; Priapulimorphida; Priapulidae.